GAUGUAUCGGAUGCGACAUCAACAACCCCAUCGGACUUGGCAGGGCAGCCAGAAAUUCGAGCGUUUUGCGUUUAAAACUGGCCACGAAAAAACAUUAACUAGUUGGUGUGAUUAGUGACUAGUGUUUGCGUUGUAGUAACUUAAACAAUUUCAUUCAAUUAAACGCAGCUUUUCUGCAUAGUGAGUGUGAGAGAGAAACGGGCGCUGCGCCCGAUACGGGAAAACGCGUGCGCCAGAAAGGGACCGGCAUAGUUGGCUAGAAAAGAAUCAUUUUGUAGCUGCUUUGUUUGUGUGUUUGGCAUUCACAUUUCCCCCAUUCAAUAUUUAAUUUAGUGAGCCAUUAACGAGGCGGAAAUCGGCAUUAUGCAAAAGAUAGUGCUCUAGUACAGAUCUAAAUCCGUACCAUAAAUAGGUAAAAUACCCGCAAUUAGUUACUUAAAUAGGAACAAAAGUCAUUUUUCUACUUCUCCGAUGUGCUAGUGUGCAUUUGUGUGUGUUUGUGUGUAUGUGUAUGCGUGCGUGAGAAAAAAAUAUAACCAACUUUGCAGGUCGUUCGUAUUUGUUGUUGUUACUGCUGUUACAUUGUUGAUUUGUUUAAAAUUACUGCUGGCAAUGUGUGCGGAAGAAACUUGCUUGACAUGGGUGCAUGGAUCAAAAGUUCGCUGUAAAUAGAUUAGGCAGAGCGAUUAACAAUGAAAACCAUUACGCCGGAUACGACGACGACGACGUCGUCGCAGCACCAACAACUUCUCAUUCCACAAGCGGAUCAGCAUCACCAGCCGAUGCUGCAGCAGCAAUCCCUGUUGGCCGCUCCACCGCCUACGAUGAUAAUGGAGCAUGUGAAUCUGGUGGACGACGACGAGAAGGAUCCUCUUGCGCUGGAGCAACUGGAAGUGUCACCGUCUACCAAGCACACACACAGUCUCAGACGCCACCUGCCACGCAUUAUCGUGAAACCAAUACCACCUGAGAAGAAACCGAUGGCGCCCAGCGAAGAGGCUGCCGUCAGUACUGCUCCUGCCCCGCCCACGCGUUUAAUAUGCAGCCGACGCAUUCAGCAACAGCAACAGGUCAAAGCGGCAGCAGCAGCGGCGGCGGCAGCAGCGGCGGCAGCAGCAGCAGCAGCGGCCGCAGCACAAGCCCAAGCCACCUCCAGCUAUCCAUCCGCCAUCUCACCCGGCAGCAAGGCGGGCACCUCUCAAGCUUCGACCAUGCGGGAGGUCCUGGCCUCCAUACCCGGUUUUAGUGUUAAGCCCCGUCGGAGGAGCAAUAAGAAGCUGACGACAGCAGCGCAGAUUGAGCAAACAAAAGACGGAAAGAUCGACCUGGAGACCCCCGACUCCAUACUGGCCUCCACCAACUUAAGAGCGCUGUUGAACAAGCAAACGUUCUCGCUUUUGCCACCGCUCUAUCAAUACAAUCUCAUACAACUGCUGCCCAGCGUGGAUCGCGAGGCCAGCGAACUAGAGCAACCUAGCAGUAGCGCAAGUGGAGGCAGUCCAUCGGAGGCUAUAAGGCUAAGUGCCUCCUGUCUAAACAACGAGUUUUUUGCCCGAGCCUGCUUGGAGUGGCGGGAACGACUAAGCGAAGGCGAGUUUACACCCGAAAACCAGCUGAAACUUAAAACGGAAGCAGAGCGCGAAAAGAACAAGUUGGAUCCCUGGAAGCUGAAACACUUUGAGCCCUUCUGGGGCGAGAAGAAUUCUAGGGGGAAGGAUAAGGAUAAGUUAGAAAGCGAUUGCAAGAAUCAGAAGCUUUCGGCAAGCAUUAAGAGUGAGCCCAAACCACCAGCGACAUCGCAACAAAAACCACUGCAACAAGCAACAUGUGAUAAUGAGACUGAAUUAAAAUUUGAUUUGAGCACAAAGUGCGAAACGACAUCAGCUAAAACUACAGUAGCAGUGGCAGUAGCAGAUAAAUCAAGCACGUUUCCACCCACUGGCAGCCAGAAUAAUGUGCUUAACGAACAGCAACGCCGUGUCCUCAAACGUCCAUCGAGCAGUCCUUCGCAGCGCAAGCAGGCACCCACAACGAUAGCGACCAUUAAUUUGGACGAUGAUCUCGACGAGCUGCCCAGCACAUCAAAGGACAGCAAGCAGCCGAAGAUGGACGAAAUUGUUCCUAAUGCGUCAGGGAAUGUUGUCGCAGCUCCAAUGGUUGAUGUUGUGGAUCACUCUGCAGUCGAAAUGAAAAUCAAGGACGAGCAACAGCAUCAGCGACAACAUCAGCCACUUAUCAACAGUACCUGUGAUAAAAUUGAGCCAUCUGAAUGCAGUAAGGAGAUGAUCGUUGCCAUGAAACAAGUGGAUUCUAAGGAAGAUGUGGACUCCAUUGCAUCGGCGGCUGCCAUGCCAGCAAUUGCUGCCGUUACCCCACAUACACCAAAGCCGGAAGCGUUAGCACCAAAUCCGGAUGUGGCUAACCAAUUUGUAAGCUACUUACAAAACGUCGAACUAGCAGCUGAAACCAAAGCGCCUUUGGACAAUUCAAACGAGGCAGAUAUAACGACAGGAACAAAUAGCCAUGAUUUCGUUUUCUCAGAUACUAUCGAUCACGCGGCGACAACUGCAGCUAAUAAACUGGAAGAGCAUAGUGAUAAGCCGGAGGACUCACCGCUCCCCAUUGCAAGCUCAAUUUCUGGGUCGACGCCGGCCAGUUCGAUUACAUCGACCAGCUGCACAUCGUCCUCAUCUUCCUCCGCCUCAAUGUCAUCUUCGUGCUCCAGUAGCAAUUCCGGCUCGACGACGACCGCGCCCACAACUUCAUCGUCGGCCGGAGCACCAACGGCUCCACUGACGCUGGCAGCAGCAGCUGAAACUACGUUGGCAAAUGUCCAAGCCAUGCUUUCAACUGUGGCCAAGUUACAGCAGCAGCAACAGGAGUUACCCGUGGAGUUGAACUCCAAUGAAAUGUACCAGCAUGUGCAGCACGAUUGGAACUUUGGCGACAUUAAGUUAAGCAGUUCGCAGUCAAGCGGAGAUCAGCAGCGUAAUCUAAGCCAUGAAGCAAUCGAUCUGAUGGAUGUAGUGCAAGAUGCCGACGUCAUCGACGACAUUAUGCACAAUGAUGUGUGCCACGAUGUUCUCGGUGACGAAGAUGAGGGUGAUCAAGAGGAGGAUGAAGACGAUGAAGUGGUAGAAUGUAUGACGGAGGAACAGCAGUUAAUUGAUGAAGACAGCGAAGCUGUCCGUGAAAUAGUGGACAAACUGCAGCAGCAUCAGCAGCAACAAAAUCAGCAGCAGCAUCAUCAACAGUUGCAUAUCCAGGAUGUCGUCCAAUUGGCUCAGCAUUCGUUUAUGCCGCAGGCCCAUAGUGAAUUUGGAAAUGAUAUCGGCCAGGAAAUGCUCUGUGAUGCUGUACCAAUGUCUGCUGCCGAAAUGGAAGUGUCCAGCACGGUGAUAACCAAUAGUAGCAAUAGCAACGACAGCAGCAACAACAUAAGCCUAUGCAGCAGCACCAACAGUCUUACCAUUAAUCAAAUGCCGCACCAAGCAUCGCAACAGCCGCAACAGAACGCUCAGUCCAAUGCACAGCAGCAAAGACAGAUAUUGGUGGAUUCCAAUGGUCAGAUAAUUGGCAACUUUUUGCUUCAGCAGCAACGCCAACAACAGCAACAGCAACUACUACAACAGUUCACGCUGCAGGCGGCGGCAGCACAGCAGCAGCAGCAACAACAACAACAGCACCAGCAACAGCAGCAGCAGCAACAGCAAGCAACAAGUAGCAAUUCCUUGGGCAAGACAUUACCAGUGGCUCUCCGCAACGGAACCCAACAGUUCUUGUCUCCUAACCUGAUCGCACAGCAACAUCAGCAGCAGCAGCAGCAACAACUGGAGCAACAUCAACAGCAGGCUACGGCACAACAAAAGCAUCAGCAGAUUCAGCAGUUUGCCUUGCAGCAGGCGCAACUACACCAGCGACAACUUCUCGCCCAGGCCGCCAACAACAAUCUGCUACAACAGCAGCAACAACAGCAGCAAAAUGUUGCACUACCAACAACACAGGCUAAAUUCAUAGCAAAGCCACUAAAUAUCAUCUCAAUGACGCGUCCUGCCAAUGCAUCACCUACCACAGCAGCAACGACGGCAAAUACCGCAUCUAUUCCGUCCGCCUAUGCCAAUGUUGUUGCUGUGACGGGCGCGCAACAGCAGCAAUCUCCGCCAGUACCUGCCCCUCAGCAGCAGACAGUCCAACAACAACAGUUGGCAAAUCACAACAGUAAUAUGCAGCAGUUACCCAACGUGCUGACUAUGAAAACUCUGCCACCAUCGGGAGUGCCAACCACCAUUGCCCAGCAAAGAUUGCAGCCAAAAAUGCCAACGGGAAAAGGGCGCAAAGCAACCAGCAAUAGGUUACCACCGGGUGCAGUAAAUCUGGAGCGUAGCUAUCAAAUCUGCCAGGCUGUUAUCCAGAAUAGUCCAAACCGCGAGAAUCUCAAGGCUCAGUUGCGACCGCCUGCGGCGAUUCUCAACCAACAUCAGCCGACGACAACCACUGCGCCAGCACCUAUAAACCCUGUGACCUUGAAUGUAUCAACGGUGGCUGCCACACCCAUGUCCAACAUAACGACGGCCACGGGUAGCAUGGCAGCUGCAGUCGCAGCAGCACCCCCACAAAAUGUAUUAAAGCAAGAGGAGCUGUUGGUCAGUGGAGCAGUUGGUGCUGGAGCUCUGCCCGCUGGAUUGCCGCCGAAUGUCAUGGGUGUCGGACGUCCGGGAGUAUACAAGGUUAUUGGACCGCGUAUGAGUGGUUUCCCAAGAAAGAAAUAUGUCCAACGGAAGCCGUCACCCACAACGCUCAUCCGGCAUGUGUUUAGUCCCGGACCUGGAGGAGCUACAGCCACCGCUCAGCAAUUGCAAAUGCUUCAGCAGCAUCACCAGUCGACGACUUCGCCAGUGCCUGUACAAAAUCCUCAGCAGCCAGCACCGGAGCAGUUGAUACACCAAAAUGGCAAUGGACAAUAUGUUCUCGUUCAUCGGGCGAAUGUGGGUGCAGCUGACAAUCAAGCGCCUAGAGCCUCCAGUGCCCCGCCAAUGCAUCAAAACCAGUUCGUUACUGUUCAGAAUCCGCUGCACAGCAUAAACGGCAUUCCUAUGGGUGGACGCGGGCGUCCAGCAUCGGUGGACACAACGGCUGGCAGCGGCAACGUUAUAGCACCACCAAUUUCCGCCACAGAUGCGUUGCAUCAUCAUCACCACGAAAUGCAGCAGCAGCAGCAACAUCAGCAGCCGCAGCCGCUGGGCAAUGUAGGCGCAGCCGCGAAUAUUGUGCGGCGCAAUAUCGCUGCAGGUAAAUUGGUGUAUUAUUAGUGGUUAGCGAGGACCCAACAUCGCCUACAUUGACGGCAGCAAUACCAACUCAUCGGCCGUCGCGCUUAUGGAAGCUGGCAACAACUACAUAGUGACGACCAACGCGUCACCAACUGCAGCACCUUCGCCGAUCAACCAGCAGCCCCAAUCGCAACCAACUGGGACUCAGCAUCAGCAUCCAUUGCUGCAAUUGCAUCAAACCGGGGAGAACACUCCGCCGGGCAAUGAAGCUACGGCCACGGCGAACAACUGCGCCUGCUCACUCAAUGCGAUGGUGAUCUGCCAACAGUGCGGAGCCUUUUGCCACGACGACUGCAUCGGUGCGGCCAAGCUGUGUGUCGCCUGUGUGAUUAGAUGAGGUGGAUAACGUUUUGUAGUUACUUAGAGACCCGUACUUUUAGUCGAUCCCAGUAGAGAGGUACCAACCAAAUGUUUAAAUUGUGAACUAUAGCAAUCAAAGAGAAAUAGCAAAAACCAAGUGUACAACAAACAAAUUAAAACAAUGGACGUGCAGAGGCUUACGCACAGACACAGCAAUGGCAACAAUACAUAAAUGUAAUUAAAUUCAUUUGCAAUUCAUGUAAACUAAGAACACUGGCAAUUCGUAACACUUUUUGUAUAAAGAUAGGAUCGGUUAAGCCUAAAAUGCAAGCUAGUGUUGUCUAUUUUGUGCUUGUUGCAUAUCCCUUAAGAUACUCGUUAUUUUUUGUGAUUGUUUAAGGAUAUCACAAGCACGUAAAAAAAUAAUAGAACUUGAUAUGGAUAUCAUUUAAAAUACAGCAAAGCAAAUAUGAUCGAAGAAAAGGCAUAGGAAAACAAUGGAAAACUAAAGAACUAUUUCUAAUGUAAAUAUUUAUGUUUUAAAUGUAAUUUAUAUACAUUAUGAAGUACGUGCGAGGUUAGGUUAGCAUAUGGACUCACUCACGUCGGAUGACUAUAUUUUUAUAAUUUAAUCGCUGUAUAUGCGUGAUUUGAUUGGUUCGAUUUUGAUUACGCGAACUGGAUCAAUACUUAUUAUUAGUUAAGCAUACUUAAGUUUACCGUGUAAUUUAUGAAAUAUUCAUAAUGUAUUUUGAAAACGCUUUGGCCCAGCGCUUAGGCUAUAAUUUGUAAUUCUUUAAGUUUAGUAUUAUCCACCCAAACGAUCUAAGACUCUUCAUGCCCACAUUUCUUUAGCAUGUAGCGUAUAAACGUAACUGUAAUACACGUAAUUGAUUUCUAAACGAGACCCUAUAUGUUAAGCUAAUAACUGUUGAUAAAUACAAAAAUACAAUGAAAAUUAUAAAAGAGAUACAUCAUACGAACGAAAAACCAAACACGUUAUGAGGAAACUACACAAAUUAUUGCCAGUAAAUCAACAGCAACAGCAAGAAGCGAUGGCGAUCUAAACUAAAUUCAAAAACAAAACUUAAACGAAGAACAUUUUGCUCCUAAAUGCACUCACCGCAAAAUUAACCAAUACAUAAACAUUAUUACAAAUAAAUUUGAAAAUAAGAAAGU
Drosophila melanogaster (fruit fly) is the source of this 6809-nucleotide messenger RNA. It is a transcript of the gene Asx, whose product is annotated as additional sex combs. The record is from RefSeq and is marked reviewed. The coding region runs from base 693 to 5309 and encodes 1538 amino acids. Lineage: Eukaryota; Metazoa; Arthropoda; Insecta; Diptera; Drosophilidae. The transcript is spliced from 10 exons. Gene Ontology annotation, molecular function: DNA binding. Gene Ontology annotation, cellular component: nucleus; chromosome.